AGUUUCGUUUCAGCUUUCGUGGCUGACCGACGUGGAUUUGUCGAUGAAAAUACAACAAUACUAUUAAUAAAUAAACGUAAAAAGUCACGUUUCGAAUUAUAACAACACAAACAAUCAUUUGUAUUUCAAGAUCAGUUUUUGCUAACUUCGCACGAUUUGUAGUGAUUCAGAUUAAAAUAUAUUAAGUACUUUAAAAAACGUUUUCAGUUAGAAUUUAUUUUUUGUUUACAUCAAGCUUCGAAUUCAGGUAAGAUGGUGGCGCGACCACGGUCACCGUGUGGCGCCCUGCUGCCACAAUUCUACGCUGGCAGGGACAUCUUCAUCACUGGAGCCACUGGUUUUAUGGGAAAGGUAUUGAUAGAGAGGCUGCUAGCAACAUGUCCAGACAUCGGUCGUCUGCAUCUCCUCAUGAGACAAAAGAAAGGCGUCACUCCAGAAAAACGAUUGCAACAACUUAUACAGUCACAGGUUUUCGAUGUAAUCCGCCAAACGAAUCCUUCACAGUUAGACAAGUUAUGCAUGAUCCCGGGAGAUGUAUCACAACCAGAACUUGGCAUUCCUUUACAGUGUCUACGUCAACUACAAGAGGUGUCUAUCGUCUUCCACUCGGCAGCGACGCUGAAGUUCGACGAGCUGUUGUCAACAGCCGUGGAACAAAACGUGUUGUCCAUUAUACGCGUCAUGGAUCUUUGUGACACCCUUCCCAAUAUACAGGCCUUGGUGCACGUGUCAACAGCCUACAGCAACCCAGAGCUCAACGUCGUCGAGGAAAAAGUGUACGACGCCCCGGCCUCUCUCCCGCGUCUUCUAGCGCUGGUCGAGGCUGUACCCACACCACUUCUUGCCAAUAUCACGCCAGAGUAUAUAAAGCCUAAACCCAACACGUAUACGUUCACUAAGGCGAUGGCAGAGGAAGCGGUGCGGAGCAGGACCAAUAGGAGUUAUCCCGUCGCCAUCUUCAGACCUACCAUAGUUAUAUCUUCUCAGCGCAACCCAUAUCCUGGCUGGAUAGAGAACCUGAACGGUCCAAGCGGCGUCAUCGCUGCAGCAGGCAAGGGUCUGCUGCACGUCUUCUGCAGGAAACCACACGUGAGGGCCGACCUUCUGCCGGUUGACAUCGCCAUUGAUACUCUGCUGGCCGUGGCGUGGGAGACUGCUGUGGACAAGCUUCCCGAAGUGCGUGUCUACAACUGCAGUACAUACGAAAACCCGACAACGUGGCUGGAGUUCGAGCAGGCGCUUCAGCAAUAUCUCCCUCGCUUCCCACUAGACAACUGCAUCUGGUAUCCCAGCGGGUCAGGAGUGGAGAAUCGAUAUGUACAUAAGCUAUUGCAGUUUCUUCUACAGACUGUCCCGCUUCACGUGGCUGAGUACAUCAUGCGAACUUGCGGAAUUAAAAUGAAAGUUAGUCUAAUAUUAGCCGAACAGAAAAUGCGCGCAAUGGAUGACGUGCUCGCGUUCUUUGCUCUGAGAGAGUGGCAGUUCAAGACAGAUAACGUAGCGAAGCUUCGGGACAGGCUCUCGGCCAGUGAUGCUGCCAUUUACAAUUUGGAUACUAAAAGUAUUGACUGGAACGAACAGUACAAAAACUUCGUAAAAGGCACAAGAAAAUAUUUGCUGAAAGAAAAGGAUCAAGAUAUAGCGGAGGCGAAGCGACACACUGACAGAAUGUAUUAUUUACACAAAGCGAUGCAGUUCUUCGUGAUGGUUUUGCUCUUUAGGCUUAUGAUACAGAACAAGUCUAUAAGAGAUGUUAUCUACGGCACGCUGCGACUGCUGUUCUCUCUUUUAUUUGCCACUUUCGGUAAUGUAAUAGGUAUUGCAUGAAAGAGGUAGAUUUUAUACCUAGUCUAUGUACUUGUAAGUUUUAGUUUAAUGUAAAUCAUUAAAUUCAAAGUACAACUAAUCGUAAAAUAAUUAUUUCGGUGUUGUUUUUAAUUAUUAGGUGCUUUUAUGAAUCAAUAAUUUGUAAGAUUGUAACAUAAACAUACCUAUGUUGCUCAAAGAAUGAAUAAAUAAGAAGCGAGAUUGGUGAUUGUGCUUCAUUCAAUCUCUUUUGUAACUUUUACAAAAUAUUUGAAUGUUCUAUAACUGUUUCAUAAAACUGUACUUUACCUGCAGAUAGUUUAAAUUAUAAUUUUAUAAUUAAAUAUAAGUUAUGUGCCUAUUAUCUUAAGAAAAAUAAAAUAAUAAGUAUCCAUAUUUGAACUUUGGUGGUAGUGUUUAGGUAUAUAAGAUAAUAUUUAAUUGUAAAUAAUAAUUUAUGAACACAAAUACUUAUACUUAAUAGCUUUAAUUUUGAAAUAAAAGUUAAUGA
Bicyclus anynana (squinting bush brown) is the source of this 2317-nucleotide messenger RNA. Its product is annotated as putative fatty acyl-CoA reductase CG5065. Gene Ontology annotation, molecular function: alcohol-forming very long-chain fatty acyl-CoA reductase (NADP+) activity. Gene Ontology annotation, cellular component: peroxisome. The coding region runs from base 253 to 1827 and encodes 524 amino acids. The record is from RefSeq and is a predicted model, not a curated record. NCBI's taxonomy places the organism in Eukaryota, Metazoa, Arthropoda, Insecta, Lepidoptera, Nymphalidae. Gene Ontology annotation, biological process: long-chain fatty-acyl-CoA metabolic process. The transcript has 13 exons.